This is a messenger RNA of Panicum virgatum (switchgrass), 3831 nucleotides long. RefSeq lists its product as uncharacterized. The record is from RefSeq and is a predicted model, not a curated record. The transcript has 2 exons. NCBI's taxonomy places the organism in Eukaryota, Viridiplantae, Streptophyta, Magnoliopsida, Poales, Poaceae. Bases 2644 to 3702 code for a protein of 352 amino acids.
UUAGCGUAUGUCGUGAGAGAGAAUGCGCAAUCCUGAAUCUACGGUUGACCGUAAGUUCAAAAUUUACGGUCGACCCAACUCCUUCACAGCACGCCAUCCCGCAGCCUCCCCCUCCCCCCUCCCCAUUUCCAUUUCUUUUCCUCUUUUUCCCUUCCCUUUCCUCUCGAUGGAUCUAGCAGGGAUCCCAACCGGUGCGCAUUUCCCUUCCCCUUUCCUCUCGAUAGAUCCAGCUGGGAUCCGGACCGGCGCGCCAGGCGGCGGCGAGAACUCGAGAGGACUGCAGGGGCGGUGACCAGUGGGCCAGCUGCUGGAGCCUGAGGCGCGCCCAGCGGCGGGCGGUGGCGGGGAGGCCGAGCGGCUCUGAGCUGCGGCGGGGCAGCGACCAGCGCAUGGUGGGAGACAGGCGGUGGCAAGCAGCUGCGAGGGAGACGCGCGGCUUCCGGCUUCCCGCGGGUGGCGUAUGGUGCGGAUCUCGGCCGGCGCGUUCGAGCGGCUGCGGGUCGGCGCACUCGAGCAGCUACGGUGCGUGGUGACCGGCGCGGCGGCAGGGGGCGGCGACCGGCGCAGUGGCAGCGGGCGGCGUCGGGGUGGCGCGACGCGAUGGGGAGGUGUGAUGGUGGCGGGGUGGUGCGAUGCGGCGGGGUGGCGCGGCGCCUGCUGGGAAGCGCCGGCAGGAGGCACAGCGGGCGGCGCGGAGGGGGCCGAUGGCAGGGAGGCCCUCCUGCGCAAGCAGCAUCGACGGCGGCCGCAGCUCCACAAGCAGCCAUGGCUCCCCAUAUUCUCUCCGGCGACGACUUGCACUGGGACGCACCAUUGCGAUGGAAAAGAUCCACUACAAGGACGGUUUACAUAGUUUAGUCAGCAAAGUUUAAUGGUUGGAUCUACAACCAGAAACGCAUAUUCUCCUCUACUUAAGGUCGUACCUGUACAUGUCAGGAAGAAUAACCAAACAACUUAAGGUAUUUUAAUAGACCGCUUUAUUUAAAUAGUGUGCCUGCUGCAUAUGUUUCCAUGCCCGGCCAUCGCAUGGCACCAAUUUUUUGUAGCCAUAGGGAAACAUAGAAAAAAAAAUUUAAGAAGCUUUUGUUACAAUGCUAAAUCUCAGUUAACACUUUUAUGAUGGUCUGAACAAAUCUUAUGACUGCUUGGGAUACACACAUAUGCAGAUUGGUAUUUGCACCUUCAUGUAUCUUUCAGACAAUUGGUUCAACAGAACAAUGCAACAAUCAUCACAAGAAGGGAUUCAUUUUCUAGCAAAAGCAUUCCACACUGUUUUUUUCCAAAUGCAUAAUUACAGCAGCAGAUAAGGGAAAAUGGAGGUUGCUAAUAAGUUCCUUUAGUUUCUGAAAAAAUCAUUAUUUAUGCCACUCUUUAUUACAUCAUUAUAGCAGGCAUAUUAGUGCCCUUCGUUUUAUUUGAGUUAUUAUAAUUUGUAAUCAAGGUUCUGAAAUCUUGAGCUACCCUUUUGUGGUUAAUAAUCAGCUACAAGUUUUUCACCCUUUUAGCAUUUUUGUGCCUGUUCCUUAUCCAGUCAUAAUGCUUAAAUUGUUCUUUACCUGAUAUUGGAUAUCAACCAUAUCUGAUUGCAGACUGCUCAUGUUCCUAUCUGGAGUGACAACUGUCAUAUCUGUUUGGAUGAACAAGCUGUUACCGGAAAUCAUUGCAUGUUGCGACAUCUUCAGGUUUUAAAUAUGCUUCUGCAUAUUUCACAAGUCACAAAGGAGUUAGACAGGGGGACCCUCUUUCCCCUAUCCUUUUCAAAAUAGUUGCUGACUGUCUGGCUAGGAUGGUCAGAAAAGCUCAACGAAACAAUCUGAUUUAUGGUUUGGCUGAUAAUUUGAUUGAUAAAGGAGUGGCUAUUCUCCAAUACGUUGAUGACACAAUUGUUUGUGUCAAAGAUAACAUCGAUAUUGCAAGAAACAUGAAACUUCUCCUCUACUUAUAUGAAAUAAUGUCUAGUCUCAAAAUAAAUUUCACUAAAAGUGAAGUUCUAUUGAUCAAUGGGGAUGAUGAGAAAUAUAUGCAGUACGCAGAACUAUUUAACUGCAAAAUUGGCAGGUUUCCCAUCAAAUAUCUGGGUGUCCCAGUGAGUCCCAGUAGGUUGCAUGUGUGUGACUGGACUCCCCUACUUGACAAGAAUGAAAAGAAAUUAUCCACUUGUAAAGGAAGUUCCUUAUCCAUUGCUAAUCGAACAACUUUGAUCAAUUCUAGUUUAUCUAGCUCCUUCAUUUAUCAUAUGUCAAUUUACCUCUUCCCCAAAACCAUUGUCGCAAAGUUGGAUAAGUAGAGAAGAAUUUUCUUCUGGCAAGGGGGAGGGGCUAAAAGAAAAUAUCAUCUUGUUAAGUGGGAAAUAAUUUGCAGAAGUAAGAAAAAAGGAGGACUGGGGGUAAAGGACAUAUAUAAUAUGAACAUUAGCUUGCUUUGCAAAUGGUGGUGGAGACUUGAGAGUGAAGAUGGACUUUGGCAGGACAUAAUUAAAGCCAAGUAUUUGAAAGGGAGACCUAUUAGCUCUGUGAAACACAGGCUAGAUGACUUCCCCAUCUGGUCAGACCUUCUGAAAAUCAGAAUGGUUUACCUGAAAGGGAGACAAAUCCACACAAGGAAUGGGAAAAAAAAACUCUUUUCUGGUAGGAUAGUUGGUUAAUGGGGAAACCGAUUUGUAUUGACCACCCUGUGCUCUACGACUUAUGUGAGAACAAGAUGAUAACAGUACAGGAGAUGUUAGCUAUAAAUAGUCGUUUGAACUUUAGCAGGUGGCUCCACCAUUCAUUGUUUGAGGAAUGGAUGGGGAUUGUCGAUAAGACAUUCUCUUUUAACUUUGAGACACAAGAGGAUAUUGUUUCUUGGAGUUGGAGUAGCAAGAAGAUUUUCACCACGAAAUCUGUGUAUAACCAUACGUCCAGUGACGGAGAAAUCAAUAGUUUUAAUCACAUCUGGAGGUCGAAAUUACCUUACAAGAUUAAGAUAUUUACUUGGUUGUUGGAGAAAGGUGCCAUUCUCACCAAGGAUAAUAUGUUAAGGAGGAAGUGGAUAGGGGAUCCCUCCAGUAAGUUCUGUGAUCAGCCAGAAACAAUUGAUCACCUCUUUUUCCAGUGUUUGAUAGCCAAAUGUGUAUGGGCUAUGAUUGGACAAUGUUUUGGUGCAAACAAUACUUCGAGAGAUUGUCGGCAGUAUAAACAGUGGAUUAGGAAGUGGCUGCCGGAUGGGCAUAAUGUUUAUCACUUCAAUUUUGCAGCUGUGUGCUGGGCCAUUUGGAAGUGUCGUAAUAAAGCAGUUUUUGAUGCCAAACUCAUUCGGCACCCAGCCGAGAUUCUAUUACACUCAUAUGCUUUCAUGAAUUAUUGGGCAGGGCUUUACACUUCGGACUUUCAGGGGAGGCUGCUGGAUGGAGUGAAGACGCUUCUGGCCUGUGCCCACAAGGUGUUAGCACAACAGGCUGGGGGGGCCACCCGUGGGGUUGCUGCUGUCGUCGCCUGCAGAUCAAGAAGAUCAGGAGGGUUGAUGCUGCAAAAUAGCAAAAAGAAGAAGGAAAGGAAUAAGUUCGUCAGAGUGAACUAUGUGUGCUGCGGAGUCCAGUGGGGCUGCGUUUGUGUGAUGUUAAAACCUUCUUUUGUCUUGGCUCAUGCUCUGUCUUCUGUCGCGAGCUGGCCCUCACCUGGGAACCCUGGGUUUUGGGUCUGUCUCUGUUCUCUUCUAGCUUGAAAGUCAGGUUAGAGAGUGGUUUAGGCUCUGUUCCUCUCGUCUUAGUUUCUUUGCACCCUGCCUGUUUCUGACUUUGUAAUUUCGUUUCUUCGAAUGGAAUUGGGGACGAGCCUCGUUUCAAAAAAAAAA